This is a messenger RNA of Magallana angulata, 3164 nucleotides long. RefSeq names its product synaptobrevin homolog YKT6-like. NCBI's taxonomy places the organism in Eukaryota, Metazoa, Mollusca, Bivalvia, Ostreida, Ostreidae. The transcript is spliced from 8 exons. The record is from RefSeq and is a predicted model, not a curated record. Gene Ontology annotation, molecular function: SNAP receptor activity. Gene Ontology annotation, biological process: endoplasmic reticulum to Golgi vesicle-mediated transport. Gene Ontology annotation, cellular component: Golgi apparatus; membrane. Bases 190 to 786 code for a protein of 198 amino acids.
CUUUCAAUCACUGCUAAAAAUUGAUAUUGAGUAAAUGUAUGACAGCAUAUUGUUGACAACGUAUCUCUUGAUCACAUGUUUAUUUUAAAAACCGACUAUUGAGAAGCAGUACAUUUCAUUGUAAGUAACGUCCGCUGAUUAUUUAGACAUUAGUUGGGAAUAAUAUUUAUCUGAAAGGAUCGAGCCACUAUGAAGCUUUACUGCAUAGCCGUUCUUCAUAAAGGGGAAACAAAAGUGAAUCCCUUGGCCUCAGCACAUGAAUUAUCAUCAUUUGGAUAUUUUCAAAGAUCUAGUGUAAAAGAGUUUAUGGACUUCACAUGUAAAAUUGUGGCAGAGAGAACAAUAGUUGGGUCUAGAGCAUCUGUGAAGGAACAAGAGUACAUUUGCCAUGUUUAUGUUAGAAGUGAUUGUCUAACGGGAUUAGUGAUUGCAGAUCAUGAAUACCCACAGAGAGUGGCCCACACUCUUAUCAAUAAGGUUCUGGAAGAAUUUACAGGUAAAGUUCCUAAGUCACAGUGGCCAACAGCUAAUUCGAGUACGAUAGUGUAUAGAGAGUUAGCCGAUUACCUUCAGAAAUACCAGGAUCCCAAGCAAGCAGACUCAAUGACCAAAAUUCAGAGUGAAUUGGAUGAAACAAAGAUUAUCCUGUACGAUACGAUAGAGAAGAUUCUGGAGCGGGAGGAGAAGCUCAAUGAUUUAGUGGAGAAGUCAGAAGGACUCAGCAUGCAGUCCAAAGCUUUUUACAAAACAGCAAGGAAGACCAACUCCUGCUGUGUAAUAUUAUGAACACACUAUUCAGUAGAGAAACAGCGUUAUAUCUGUUGAGUUUACAACAUUAUAAAGAGGGGAGGGGCAAAAAAAGAGGAUCUCUUUCCUCCAUUCAAAGAACUUUCAGCUCUAUUGUGAAGAAUACAUUAUUGUAUCAAUUAAAUGUUUUGCUUAAUGCUGAAAAUUUAAAGAUGAAUCUUUGAUUUAAAUUUGUGUUUAACAAUUAAGCUACUGGUGUCUUAUUUUUUUUAUUCUCUCACCAUUUUUUGCUCUUUUAAAGUGCAAUUGUAUGUCUGUAGUAAGCAUGUUAUAAUGUGUGUGCUUGUACAUGUAUGUAUAUUUAUAUUCGACAAGACACUGUCAAAGAUAAGAGUGGAUUUUUUUUUAUCCAUGACUUGUUGUGUAAAUCAUAUAAGUUAUCCAUGUGCAUUGGUAUUAUUCUGCAAUACUUUUUGCAUACCUUUUAUAGAAGAAAAGUUACAGCUUAACCAAUAUUUUUUCUUUAGUUUACUGGUAUUUAUUGGGUAUCUUCCACAUUGAGAUUGUGUGAGUGAUUUUUAAUAUAUAUAUAUUUUUAAGCAAAUGAAAACAAGGAUUAGUUGUACUUUGUGGCAUUAACAUUUUGACAAUCGACAUGUUUUCAUGAAGGGAUAUAUGUCGUUUAUUAAAAUAUGAUAAAAAUUUAUUGAAUUUGAAUUGUAAACAAAUAAUCAUUUCUAAUACCAAUAUAUGUUGACAAAAUUUCUCCAUAUUAUAAAGAACAUUAUUUCAAACUAUAAUGAAUUCAAUUUAAUUCUUAUUUUUUGGCAACUGGCAUAAAUAUAUAUGUACCUUUAAGUCUUGAUAAAGUAAUUUUAAAUUCAUCAUGUACAUGGAUGGUGUCAGGUAGCAAUAACAAGUAUUUAUUGCACAAGAUCUGUCUCGACUAUAUAGAAAUUUACAUAUCUGUGCUCUAGGUACAGCGCAGACAUAGCAGCUUAAUGAUACACAAGCAGCUACAGUAUUUGUGUGGAAGGCUUCAGCUCUUGCUGACUAACUAGGGACCACUGCAAUGUUGAAUAUUAACAGCUUGUCAUUUGUAUUCAUUUCCUAUUUGUGUCAGGAUUUAAUUUUCUAUAUUAGAUUUAAAUGCUAUAAUUUAUUUCACUUUUUUGUGUUUUAACAAAAUGAUGUAAUAAUUAUAUUAUUUAAUAUUACAAACAAAUGCAUAUCUUGCAUUUUAAAUAGCAUGUGAUUUGAUGAGUGAUAUGACUUGUCAUGAUUUGAAUGCAUUAUUUUAAGUUCUUUGGUUUUGCAUAUUGAAACUCCUAGAUCAUCUUAAAUGGUGCUGAUGUCUACCCUAAUUGCUCUCUAUUUUUUUUAAUUACCCUGUAUUACCUUGUCCAUGUACACAGUUUCAAAGCAGAUGUCAUUCAGGAUUUAUUUAUGCUUUGUCAGCAACUCUAUUUUUAAUUUCAAUGCUAUUUUCUAUUUUUGCAUUCCCUCUGAAGUUCUGUGUGGUGAAAAAAUGGUAAGAUUUUAAAAUUACAUAUGUUUAUAUUCACCCGUCAUUUUCAACUCAUGAUAUCCUAAAAUGUCAUAACAGUAUGCUACACUGUAAACAAAAAUUAUUAAAAGAUAAAUAUUUGCUUCAAUUAUCAAUAAAUACCUUUGAAUUGUUUGAAAAAAAUUAAAUGAUCCAUGUCAUUUCCUACUCAGAUGAUACAUUCCUAUGUGAAAAUGAAUUUGGUGGUUUCAUUAGUUUUUCUUUCCUUUUCUUUCUUUUUUUGGGGGGAGAAGGGUGUCGCUCACAUUAAAUUUUGGUGGUUUUACUUGCAACGAUAGUCUUUUUAUAAAGCUACUGUAAUAAAGUGAGCAUGUUAGUGUGUGUGGAGGAGUGAAUGACUAGCUGACUGUGUGUGAAUUUACUUCAGAACAGGGAAGUUACAGAAGAGCUACUGUAAUAGCAUAAUCAUAAACCACAGCCAACAUGUACAAUCAUCCCCUGAGGUGUAUGCUGUCAAUGGAUUGUGGUCUAAGUUCACAUUGUUUUAAAUAUUGGUCUGUUUAUGGAUUUGAAUAAACAUAUUCUGGUAAUUUUAUAAAACACAUGUCUAGUUAAUGUUUAUUAAUAUUUUGAUGUUUAAACACUAAAAUAAUAAAGAUGGUUUUAUCAGAUUAGUUUGGUGCCUGAGCACCAGGAUUUCAUUGUAUAAGUCGGUAACAUAUUUAAUAGAAGGUGAAGACUGUGCUUUUGAAUCUACAUUUAUUUGUAUUUAUGAAUAUUCAAUUUUGAAACCUGUAACUAUACAGUUGAUUAAUUCAUUACAUUCAUACAUGCUGUGUAAUAUUGUUUAUAUUUUGUACAUAAGAAAAGAUUGAUGGAAGUCUUGAGUGAAAUAAAAUAUAAAGGCAUA